UCAUCCGCGGUCACACUGCAUUAUAAUUGCUAGAACGCGCAAAUCAAAAGAAAAAAAGCAGCGGAAAAUGUUUGGCGCACGUUAAAAGCAACCAAGUGAGAACCGUGCCCCGCUACAAAAGCCCCCCAGCAAAAGGCUAAUAGUGUUUUUUGUUGUGCUCCCCUACUAAAUGCGUGUGCUUCAGUUUGCUUCGCUGCCAGAGAACGUCACGUAGCAUAAAAACGCGAGAGGCCGCAUACAGUGGUAAAAAGAGGUAGAAAAAUAGUGAAAAGCGCAGAGGGCAGGAAGCCAGAAGAUAAAGCGACAGCAAAAGACACAAGAGUUGCAAAAAGUCUGCACACGCCGGACUCCAACCACAACGCAUGAAUGGGCAACACUCGACGACGCGCCCGCUGCUGCCAAAUUACAAAAAUAUUCAUUGCCCAUAUGUACAGGAGGCACGUCCCGUAGCCGGGGUUCACUUGGCCUGAAGAUUCGCUUGUAGAUUGGAUCCCACACAAGAAGAUACGACGCAGCGCAGCAUUUUAUUUAGCGCAGAAAAGUCCCAGGAUUAAGAAGAGGAAGAACCGCAAAGCGAAGUGGAAGACGAGAAACAAAAAGGACAAAGCAAGUGGCAACAGAUACAAUUCCAUUUUUUGGGCAGCAGCACGAGCAACUUAAUUGUACUACAAUACAUACAUUUUAAGCCUAGAUAGUACCUAUAUUUUAAGCCCAACUUAUACAAAAUGUGGAAUUCCGAACCAACACAUCGCCAGAAUCAGCAGCAGCAGCAACAGCAACAGCAACAGCAAUACCAGCACCAACAUCAACACAAUGGCAAUUCUACCUCGGGGGGCCAGCCCGCCAAACAGUUGGGCAUGACCUCGGCCAUCAGCCUGGCCGAGCCGAAGCCGGCGGACCUGCAGCGGACGGAGAACCUCCGCGCCUCCCUGGAGCCGUUCAACGUGUUCGAGAGCCAGGAAGAGCUGAACCACCGCAUGGAGAUCCUGGCCAAGCUCAAUACGCUGGUCAAGCAGUGGGUGAAAGAGAUGUCCGUCAGCAAGAACAUGCCAGAGUCAGCUGCCGAGAAGCUGGGCGGAAAGAUAUACACCUUCGGGUCGUAUCGCCUGGGUGUGCACCACAAGGGAGCCGAUAUCGAUGCCCUGUGCGUGGCUCCCCGCAACAUUGAGCGCGCCGACUACUUUCAGAGCUUCUUCGAGGUGCUAAAGAAGCAGCCGGAGGUCACCGAGUGUCGCUCUGUGGAAGAGGCCUUUGUGCCAGUCAUCAAAAUGAACUUUGAUGGCAUCGAAAUCGAUUUGCUGUUCGCGCGACUUUCGCUUAAAGAGAUACCCGACGACUUUGAUCUGCGCGAUGAUAAUUUGCUUCGGAAUCUGGAUCAUCGCUCGGUGCGCAGCCUCAACGGCUGCCGUGUGACGGACGAGAUCCUGGCCCUGGUGCCCAACAUUGAGAAUUUUCGCCUAGCCUUGCGCACCAUCAAGCUGUGGGCCAAGAAGCAUGGUAUUUAUUCUAAUUCGCUGGGCUACUUCGGCGGCGUCACCUGGGCCAUGCUGGUGGCCCGGACUUGCCAGCUGUACCCGAACGCUACAGCUGCCACCUUGGUGCACAAGUUCUUCUUGGUCUUUUCGCGCUGGAAGUGGCCUAAUCCGGUGCUACUCAAGCACCCCGACAACGUGAAUCUCAGAUUUCAGGUCUGGGAUCCGCGCGUCAAUGCAUCAGAUCGCUAUCAUCUAAUGCCAAUCAUAACGCCUGCAUAUCCACAACAGAAUUCCACAUUUAAUGUGUCCGAAUCCACCAAGAAGGUCAUGUUGACCGAGUUCACUCGCGGCAUGAACAUUACGGACGAGAUCAUGCUUGGCCGCGCAUCCUGGGAGCGUCUCUUCGAGGCGCCAAGCUUCUUUUACAGAUAUCGCCACUUCAUAGUGCUGUUGGUCAACUCGCAGAUGGCUGACGACCACCUGGAGUGGUGUGGACUCGUCGAGUCCAAGAUCCGCCUGCUUAUCGGCAACUUGGAGCGCAACCCUCACAUUGCUCUGGCGCACGUCAACCCCAAAUGCUUUGAACUGAAGAAGGGGGAGAGCGCAAACAACUCGCAGAACAACAGCGGCAACGAGGACGACCUGAAGCAGCCCUCGCCCAACCAGGCCUCAGUGACAUCGGCUCCCUUCUGCUCCAUGUGGUUCAUCGGUCUGGAGUUUGAGCGUUCGGAGAACCUCAACGUCGACCUCACAGAAAGCAUACAGAAUUUCACAGAGCACGUGAUCAUGCAUGGCGUCAACAUCAAGAUGCUCAAGGAGGGCAUGGCCAUCGAUGCGCGGCAUGUAAAGCGCAAGCAGCUCACCGUCUACUUGGACGCUGACUUCCUCAAACGCGAGCGCAAGUCCAUGGAGAGCCACACUAGCUUCAACAACACGCUGCUGGCCAACCGCAAGCGACUCUCCACAGAAUUGGCCCAGUCGCAGGAAGCUCUGCCGCCCGGCAGUCAGACGCAGCUAGCCAGUGGCAAUCGGGGACGGGAUAGCGGCGCCAAGAUCCACCGGCUAAGUGAAUCGCUGACGGAGGAUAAUUCGAAUGCAUCGUGCGAUUUGGGAGCUCAGACGCCCACCACACCCACUGCGGCACAAACGAAUGCACCAAGUUUUAAGACAUCUGGCAAGAACGGCUCAGAGUUGGAUACACCGGAGCAGGAGCAGCAGCAGUCGCAGGCGCAUAAUAACGGAAGCAACAGCACUGCCACGACGACGGAGGUGGCAUGUUCGUGACAACAGCCAACGCUACAUCCACCGCCGGCGCAACAGCAGCCACCGCCACCGCCACCGCCGCCACCGCUGCCACCAUCAAGUCACCAUCAUCAUCAUCAGCAUCAGAAGUUUCGGAAGAACAACAACGCGGCUGCAGCGGCAGCCUCCAAUAGUAUUUUCAAUCAGCGCUCGAUCCUGCAUGCGGCUUCGAGUCUAUCGGCGGCUCUUAGCAUAACCGGACACAAGCGCAAACAGCAGACAGCGACAAAAACCAUACAUUCGGCAAACCCGAUCAGCAGUACCCACACCCACAUCAUCCACAGCAACAACAUCAAUGGUUUUGGAGGCAGCGGCGGUGGCGGUGGCGGUGGCGUCAGCAACACCAACAACAAGAUCUGCUAUUACAUUGACGACGAUGAUGAUGAUGAUGAUGACAGCCACCAUCAUCAGCUACUACCGACGCAACCACACCAACAACCACAAACGCAGGCACUGGCCAGAGCCAUUCCCACAGUAUCAGCAGGAGCAACAGCAACUCCCACGCCAGUAUCUGUAGCAGCCCCAUCCGCUGCAUCGGCCACGACAAUUUCUUUGUAAAAAGCUAUAACACAUACCAUUUAAGGAUUAGUUAUCAUAGUUAUUCUCCCCCAUUGAUUUUCUUGGCAUUGUUGCCCAACCCAAGUGGAAUCCCAACAUAUAUUUUACACAAAGCGGUUUCGAUCACACUACACUUCAGAGUUAUGUUGAACAUUAUUCAUUCAACGAACUGACGCUAACGUUCCGUUCCG
This is a messenger RNA of Drosophila miranda, 3526 nucleotides long. It is a transcript of the gene hrg, whose product is annotated as poly(A) polymerase beta. NCBI's taxonomy places the organism in Eukaryota, Metazoa, Arthropoda, Insecta, Diptera, Drosophilidae. Gene Ontology annotation, molecular function: poly(A) RNA polymerase activity; RNA binding. Gene Ontology annotation, cellular component: nucleus. The transcript is spliced from 9 exons. The record is from RefSeq and is a predicted model, not a curated record.